AGUGUCUGUCAGGUUGGUGGGAGGAGUCAGCCGCUGUGCAGGAACACUGGAGGUGAAACAUCAGGGAGAGUGGAGACAAGUGUCUGACUUUAACUCUAUCUGGACCCUAAAGACAGCAGAUGUUGUCUGCAGAGAGUUGGGCUGUGGCUCUGCUGUUUCUGUAGGACAGAGAAAAAUGUCCUUGAUCAGAUCUGUGUGGAGGAUCUGGUCUGACUGUGUUCAGUCUGGAUCUACUCUGAGGGAGUGUGCAGCUUCAGUUUCCUCUUCCGACAUCCUGGAUCUCACCUGCUCAGACUCUGUCAGGCUGGUGAAUGGGACCAGUCUGUGCUCAGGCAGACUGGAGGUGAAGACUAACCAGUCUACCCAGAGGUGGUCCUCAGUGUGUGAGGCUGACUUUGACCAGCAGGAUGCAGAGGUGGUCUGUAGGGAGCUUGGCUGUGGAGCACCUUCAGUCCUCCAGGGGGCGCUCUAUGGAGAAGUGGAGGCUCCAAUAAGGACCAAAGAGUUCCAGUGUGGAGGCCAUGAGUCUGCUCUCCUGGACUGUAGAAACUCAGCCUCAGAUGGAAACGUCACCUGCUCACCUGGAAAAGCUGUUGGACUCACCUGCUCAGAACCAGUCAGGUUGGUGGGAGGACUCACUCGCUGUACAGGAUCACUGGAGGUGAAACAUCAGGGAGACUGGAGACCAGUGAUUGUCUCUGGCUGGACCGUAAAGGUAGCAGCUGUUGCAUGCAGAGAGCUGGGCUGUCCGUCUCCUGUUUCUGUAGGACCGAGGAAAGAGUCCUCAGUCCGAUCUGUUUGGAUGAUCAGCUCUGACUGUGUUGAGUCUGGAUCUACUCUGAGGGAGUGUGCGGAGUCAGAUUCCUAUUCCUCCAUCCUGAAUAUCAUCUGCUCAGAUCCGAGGCCUUUUAUCAUCAGAGCGGUUGUCCUGCUGCUGACUUUGCUGUUGGUGAACGCUGCUUUUUACUUCUACUAUAAGGCCAGCAGACGGCAGCAGACGGACACACAGGAGGGCAUUGAGCUACAUGAUUAUAACCUGGGAAAGAGGAAGGAGCUCAGGGAGCAGAGUAGCACCUCCAAAGAGCUCAUCUCACAUCCAGGUGGAUUUUAA
Messenger RNA from Sander lucioperca (pikeperch), 1111 nucleotides. RefSeq names its product scavenger receptor cysteine-rich type 1 protein M130-like. Gene Ontology annotation, cellular component: membrane. The record is from RefSeq and is a predicted model, not a curated record. The transcript has 5 exons. Lineage: Eukaryota; Metazoa; Chordata; Actinopteri; Perciformes; Percidae. Bases 176 to 1111 code for a protein of 311 amino acids.